Molecule: messenger RNA, 1201 nt
Organism: Haemorhous mexicanus (house finch)
Lineage: Eukaryota; Metazoa; Chordata; Aves; Passeriformes; Fringillidae
Gene: PRR15L
Product: proline rich 15 like
Exons: 2
Coding region: 197-496 (99 amino acids)
Source: RefSeq, a predicted model, not a curated record
CCGCGCCUGGCCCGGCCCCGCUGUUUGCUCCGGCAGGAGGGGUUUGGGAGCGGGUUCACCUUGACGGGAACACCGGGACAGCGGCAGGUGAGCGGCACCUGCCCGCGCUGCCCCCCCGGGACACCCCCGGGACACCCCGGGACCCCCGGGACACCCCCGGGACACCCCGGGACACCCCGGGCGCGGCAGGAGCAGGAUGGCCGACGGGCACGGCUGGUGGAAGCUGACGUUCCUGCGGAAGCGCCAGGCAGCGCCCACGGUGCUGUACGAGAGCCCCGAGGGGCCCGCGGCGCCGGGCGGGGACAGCGCGGAGGGGACCGGCCCCGAGGGGACGCCCGGCUUCGCCGCCCGCCUGGAGAAGAUCGUGGACAAGAGCACCAAGGGCAAACACGUCAAGGUCUCGCACUCCGGGCGCUUCAAGGAGAAGAAGAAAGUGAGGGCGACGCUGGCCGAGCAUCCCAACCUGUGCGGGGCCGGCGAGCGCGAGGAGAAGUGACCCGGGCGCGUUGUCGCCCGCCGGGGACCGGAGCGGACUCAGGAUGGAAUUUACCUGUGGGAUGAUCCGCGAGCUGCGGGACUGAGCCCGCGGCAGAGCGGGGCGCGGGGCCGGCGCGCCCCGUCCCUCCCGCUGCCCAGCGCGGACUGGUUCCUGCUGGGAUGAGGAACGGCUCUGCCCCGAUCCCAUUCCCAGUCCCCUCCUCCCGUCACUUUUUGGGGCCGAGCCCCGCUCGUGUCCCAGUCCCGAGGGGCUGCAGAGCCGCCGAUGGCGCGUCCUUGCCGAAUCGCCCCCGAGAGGGGAUGCGACACUUCCCUGUCCCGAGGGAGCGACCCUGCGGGACCGAUCCCCCCGCGGGGACCGCGGAGCGCCGCCCGGAGGAGCCGCAUUUCCCCGGGGAUCGCCGCCCGGAGGAGCCGCAUUUCCCCGGGGAUCGCCGCCCGGAGGAGCCGCAUUCCCCCGGGGAUCGCCGCCCGGAGGAGCCGCGUUCUCCCGGGGAUCGCCGCCCGGAGGAGCCGCCUUCCCCCGGGGAUCGCCGCCCGGAGGAGCCGCGUUCUCCCGGGAUCGCCGCCCGGAGGAGCCGCGUUGCCCCGGGGAUCGCCCCCGCUGCUGGAAGCGGGGAUCCCACCCCGCGGCCCGGGAUGCUGGAAGCGCUCGCGCCUGCUGCUAAUUAACUGUGGUUAAUAAACCGAGCCUGGGAGCGGA